CUCAUAGUUUGUCUCUGUUUUUACUGAUGUUUUAGGGAGUGCGUUGGUUCUGGGUGCUUCCUUUUGAUUUCAUUAACGCUCAUUUUUGUGGGUUUAGCUGCAUGACAUUUUGCAUUGUUUCUGUCCAUGUUGCUUCUAAUGCACUUGUUGCUCGUUUUUGUUUCUGGCUCCACCCCACUCUAAUCCCCUUUUUUAUAUCCUUCCGGAGCUUCUUGGUUGGAUUACGCUACGGAAGGAAGGUUCCUGAUGGAAUUAUUGACAUUUGGAAAUUUUGUUCUCUGAGUCUCUGGAAACCGUUCUACUUGCUACAAUCUCAGAAAUAUUGGCUUGCUCAUUUAAGAUGGCAACUCAUUUACCAUGUUUUACAUCUGUGGACACUAGAAAUUCAGUGGGAGUAUUAGCUAUUCUUGGAGGAAGAGUUUCAAUUGAGAACCAUAAGUGUAAAAUUAGCUCAUUGAAGAUGCUUGAUGAGAAGAGCGGGAUUUUUGGUCCCAUCCAGAGGAUUGCUUCAAAUAUGCCUCAUUUUAGAUGUUUGGCAAACUCCCACAUUGUCAACGCAUGCCACAGUAAAGACCCAUUCUUGAAUCUACACCCUGAAGUCUCAACGCCCAGACGAGGUCAGGGAAGUGACGUGGUAACAAAUCCAAGAAAGGAGAGCUCAGGUAGCAGCGUCACCGAGAGCUUAGGAGACUUGCCUGCUUCGAGUAAUUAUAAUGAAGCUAAGAUCAAAGUCAUUGGUGUUGGGGGUGGAGGAUCCAAUGCCGUCAAUAGAAUGAUUGAAAGUUCGAUGAAGGGUGUGGAGUUCUGGAUAGUUAACACAGAUGUUCAAGCCAUGAGGAUCUCACCUGUUUUUCCUGAAAAUCGCUUGCAAAUAGGUCAAGAGCUAACUAGGGGUCUUGGUGCUGGUGGUAACCCAGAUAUUGGCAUGAAUGCUGCCAAGGAAAGCAAAGAUGCAAUAGAAGAGGCCCUAUAUGGUGCUGACAUGGUUUUUGUUACAGCUGGCAUGGGUGGGGGAACUGGCACUGGUGGGGCUCCAGUAAUUGCAGGGAUUGCAAAGUCAAUGGGUAUCUUGACUGUUGGUAUUGUUACAACCCCUUUCUCUUUUGAGGGUCGAAGGCGGACAGUUCAAGCACAGGAAGGAAUUGCAACAUUGAGAAACAAUGUUGAUACAUUGAUUGUCAUUCCUAAUGACAAGUUACUGACUGCAGUUUCCCCAUCCACUCCUGUGACUGAAGCAUUUAAUUUGGCUGAUGAUAUACUUCGACAAGGUGUUCGCGGUAUCUCUGAUAUAAUUACGGUUCCCGGUCUGGUUAAUGUAGAUUUUGCUGAUGUUCAAGCAAUCAUGGCAAAUGCAGGUUCUUCUCUGAUGGGGAUAGGAACUGCAACAGGCAAGACCAGGGCAAGAGAUGCUGCAUUGAAUGCCAUCCAAUCACCUUUACUGGAUAUUGGUAUUGAAAGAGCCACUGGAAUUGUGUGGAACAUCACUGGUGGGAAUGAUUUAACUCUGUAUGAGGUAAAUGCUGCUGCAGAGGUUAUAUACGACCUUGUGGAUCCUAGUGCAAACUUAAUAUUUGGAGCAGUUAUAGAUCCAUCACUCAGUGGUCAAGUCAGCAUAACUCUGAUUGCCACUGGAUUCAAACGUCAGGAUGAAAUUGAAGGGAGGCCUCUUCAGGGAAGUCAGCUCGGAAAUGGAGAUGUCAAUCUUGGAAUCAACGGACGGCCUUCCUCUUUCACUGAAGGUGGGCCAGUGGAGAUCCCUGAAUUCUUAAGAAAGAAAGGGCGCUCACGCUACCCCAGAGCUUGAAAUAUUCGUUCAAAGUAUUAUAUCAUGUUUAUUUGUUUGUUUUCUUUUUGGCCUUUUCUCUAUUAUUUCAUGUUUUCUCUUUGCUUGAAUCCCCUCUGAAUCUCUGACAUGCAAUUUCCUAAUUGUCUUUAAUGGUUGUUACUAAAAUCAAGAUCUAGACUGUUUACAAGUGUCCUUUCCUAUCGAUUUAGUAACGAAAAAUAAAUGAAAAAAAAAAUCCUGUUGAGAUGGAUUGACCUUCA
Molecule: messenger RNA, 2046 nt
Organism: Nelumbo nucifera (sacred lotus)
Lineage: Eukaryota; Viridiplantae; Streptophyta; Magnoliopsida; Proteales; Nelumbonaceae
Source: RefSeq, a predicted model, not a curated record